AUGGGACUCCAGCCGCUUGAGUUUGCAGACUGUCUGACAGAUAGUCCAUUUUUCCGAACGAAAUUACUAGAACACGAGCGGGAAUUGGACUGUACCAGCAAGUUUAUAAAACAAUUGAUCCAUCACGGAAAAGAUGUCUAUAGUGCAGCUAAGCAGUUUUCAAAAGCUCAGAAACUUCUUGCGAAGGACCUGAUGGAGUUCAAGUUUGAGUGCAUUGGCAACCAGUUGACGGAUGAUGAAAUAUUUAUCUCUAAAUCCCUGAACGAGUUUGGCAAGUUCAUUGAGAAGAUUGAAGAUCACCGAGAUAUCCUGAUAAAAGCAGCUGAGGAUCAGUUUGUGAAGCCACUAGAAAAUUUCAGAAAAGAAAAUAUUGUAGCAGCCAAGGAAGAGAAAAAGAACUUUGACAAGCAAACAGCAAAGUUCUGCCAGUCUCAGGAAAGAUACCUCAAUAUGAAGACAUCCAAGAGCAACGACUCUGCCAUGCAGGAGGCUGACACCCAGGUGGAGUUUGAGAAAAAGGCUUUCUACACAGCUUCCAUGAAAUAUGUUCUGAAACUUCAGGAGGUGCAGGAGAAAAAAAAAUUUGAGUUUGUAGAAAUUCUGUUGAGCUACAUGCUGGGCUGGCUGACAUUUUAUCAUCAAGGCUAUGUAGAUCUGGAGGACUUCCGCAGUUACGACAGCACUUUACGACAGCUGCUGCAGAAGACAAGGGAAAGCUUUGAAUGUACAAAGGAUGAAGCCCAGAUACUGAUGAGCAAAAUGCUGAAUGAAAACAAAGGCUUGAAACCCCUUGACCAGUCAGGUACUCUGAAAGGAUUUACCAGGCAGGGAUACCUGUACUUGAUGGAAAAAAAGGCCCUAGGCACAACAGCUUGGACAAAAUAUUACUGCCAGUAUAAGAAGGAAACCAAGGAAUUCUAUUUGAUUCUGUACAACCAGAUGGGUGGAAAACUGAACGAGCCUGAGAAAUACACCCUGGAGAAAUGUGUCAGACGAGCCUCAGAUACAAUAGAAAGGCGGUUUUGUUUCGAUGUGACAUUGAAGGAAAAGUCAGUGCCCUUAACCUUCCAGGCUCUGUCAGAUGAAGACAGACGGCAGUGGCUCGAUGCAAUGGAUGGCAAGGAGCCGACAUACACAGUGCAUAAUGUUCGACCUGAAGAAUCAAUGCUUGAUGACAUUGGUUUCACCUUUAUACGCAAGUCUAUAGCUGCCAUUGAAAGUAGAGGUCUUCAAGAGCAGGGCUUGUACAGAGUGGUAGGGGUUAGCUCAAAGGUCAACAAUCUUCUCAAAAUUGCCUUAGAUCCGAAGAAAGCAGAAAAGUUAAGCUACGAUGACCCUUCUGUUUGGGAAACAAAAACAAUUACCAGUGCUGUAAAAAGUUAUCUUAGAUCACUGCCAGAACCUCUUAUGACUUUUCGUCUGCAUGAAAGUUUUAUUAGAGCUGCCA
This is a messenger RNA of Candidula unifasciata, 1447 nucleotides long. NCBI's taxonomy places the organism in Eukaryota, Metazoa, Mollusca, Gastropoda, Stylommatophora, Geomitridae. The record is from the annotation of a GenBank genome assembly.